UGUUAUUGAUCAAUGAGGGAAACUAGCAUGGAUGACCUGUGCCGGCAGAGGCAGCUGUCACUUCCUUUAUAUUUGACAUUAGAAAAAAAAAAAUUAAGGCAACUUGCACGUGUAAAUCUUUCGUUAUUUUAAAUUAGACGCUAAAAUAAAGUUAAAUUUGUUAAUUUUAAUUUUUUAUCGCGUAAUAACGUGACGCUCCUGAUCAUAACAAAACGGGGUGCGACCAUCAAAUACAAAAAAGUUCGAGGAACGUUUUGCAAUCAUUCUCUCUCUUUCUCUCUUACGUGUUGUUGAAAGGGUGCAUUUCACGAUGUACCCGUGUGUUGUUAUUGCAAUUUAGAAGGCCCUGAUAAAGGGUGUGGUGUAAUUUUGGAGAACACAUUCAUCACGCGCCUAAAAGCGCGAUUCUCAAUGCAGACCUUACGAAGAAAGAACAGCCCCUGCAAAUUCAAAAAUGAGCCGACCAGAUUUUUGGGCGAGGGUGUGUCGUUUAAAGCGAAGUUGAUUGGAAUUUUGGAAGUGUCGGAAGCACGUGGGGACAGUAUGUGUCAGGCUGCAUUGGCGGAUUUAAAAAUGGCAAUUCGAGCUGCUGGCGAACAUAAACAACGAAUCACUGUCCAAAUUAGCAUCGAUGGUUUACGAUUACGCAAUGAGAAAACUGGAGACUGUCAGUACCACCAUCCAGUACAUAAAAUAUCCUUCAUUGCUCAAGAUAUAAGCGAUCCAAGAGCUUUUGGAUAUAUAUUUGGAUCACCCGAUAUGGGGCAUAGAUUUUUCGGUAUAAAAACGGAUAAAUCUGCAGGCCAGGUUGUAAUAGCGAUGAGAGAUCUUUUUCAAGUGGUUUUUGAACUUAAGAAGAAAGAAAUCGAACAAGCAAAGCUGCAUAUAGAACAAACCACAAUAAAGUUCCACCCAAGUGGAAUUUUUGUAGAGCCAUCGCCAGAUACAAAGGGUGCGGCAGGUAGCGAGACUUCUCACCAUCGGACAAUUUCCGAAGUCGAGAAAUCUAUUGGGAGAAAGCACGAGUCACAAAGUGGAGUGGUAGCAGAUCUUUUGGACCUACAGUUUGAACUGAACUCGUUACAGCAGGGCAUUCGACAAAUGGACAAGAUAACACCGGACAAUCCAAGGCCAAGCGAGGACCCAUUUGACGCUGAUCCCUUUGGAGACUCCUUCGCCAAUAUGAAGGUGAAGGAUAACGUUCAACCAAUAUUGCCGCCGCCGCCAUCUUCAAGGAAAAGUCAUCUCGAUCGACAGCAAUCUGUUCAGCAAACUUCUACUUCAUCUUCUUCUAGUCCUGUUACAACUGUUACCAGCAAGAGUCCUCCACCUUAUGGCUCAACUCACUGGUUCGACAAAGAAACAGAAGAUCUAUUUACCGAUGGAGAACUUUCAAAUUUGUCGAGGAAUCUUGGAUACGAUAAAGACAAAGAUAGUGACUCGAGUACUCCACGAAGUUAUUACAAGAGUCAACAAGUUGAUGUCUUUACGGAACUAGAUCCUUUAGGAACAGGAUCCAAAAAACCAUAUGUGGACAAAAAGGACUUUUUCCAACAUUUAAAAAAUCCCCCAAAAAAAGUAUUAAAAGAUCUAGCAACAACCAGUUCCAGUGAAACAUUCCCUGCAGACUUUAGGAUGUCGAAUAUCAACGAUCCAAUAGAACCUGUAAAGGUACAAAACACCACCUCUAGUUCUGAAAACUACGAUGAUAAUAGUUUCGCCAACUUUGAAAAAUUCAAUGAAGACGAAACAAGUCCCAGAACGAGUUCUCCACUAUUAAAGAAAGAAUCCUCUCCAAGGAACAAUUAUCAACCGCUAUCAGUUUCUCUACCACCUGAAGAAGAGAGACAAAAAAGUUUCAGUUCUACCUCAAAUACAUCAAUUCUGACUAAAAUGGAUAGGGACUCUACAGAAUCCACACAAGGAUUAAUAAAACUUCCAAGUCCAAGAAAGUAUUUACAAUAUUCGAGAAAAGAUUACGGAAUGGAUAGUAGAACACAAUCUAUAGAAAAGCCUUUUCCCAUUGAUUUUUCUAAUACAAGUGACUCACCAGCUUCUCCAUUAAAAUCCUGUUCCUCAGAAGCAACAUCAAGACUUUCAAACUCCAGUGUAGAAAUGGACAAUGUUCCUGAACCACCACCCAGAGGAUCUGGAAGUAUUAUGAUUAAUCCUCCUCCACUGCCACCGAAGAAACAGAGUUCUAGAGGUGCUAUAAAACCACCUCCAAGACCUCCGUACACUGAGGGGCAUUUUCACUACGACUUCCUAGAACGAGAAGAGGGAUCGCCGUCACCAACAAGAAAAGAAAGAAACAAAAGUCCUACAAGAGAUAUCAAAAGUCGUUUCGAUGAUAAUUUCAGUCCUCCAAUGCCACAAUUACCAAAGAGAUCUGAACAAUCAACCCUUUCGGAUUCCAGUUUUGAAGAUUCGUUUAGCUCGAUUAUUCCUCCUUCGUUGUCCACACUAUUCCAAAAUUCUGGAGCAAAUCAAACAUCAGAUAUUGAAGUUAAGAAACCCAAACUGCCUUUGUAUAUUACCCUGAGUCAAUUGACGGCUUCAAAUCUUAGUGAACUAGCGACAAGUCUCAAUAUGAGUGUAGAUGAAUUAACCAAUUUAAGGCUUCAGCAACUUACUGAAUGUUUAGCAGAAUUAUGUCUUAAAGAAGCAAUAGGUGUAAAAAAAGCUUCAACACCAGUAGUGGAAAAGGCUACUAAGGCGCAGUCCUCUGCUAAAAUGGUUGAGACAGCAUUCGUCUCCAAUGAGCCAUUAUUUAAAGCGAAUUUCGAUCAGGAAUCAAAAUUAUCCGAUAGUACUUAUGAUAAAUACGCGGUAUUUAGAGAACUGCUGCAAACCGAAAAAAAUGAUCUAGGAAGAAACGGAAGCGAUUCCAUAGACACAGAAAUUAGCGAGGAUUCAAGACCACCAGAAGAUGAGGAAUUUGAAACUAAUAAUAAGAUGGAUAAUAUUGUGUCUUUAAAGAACCUCACUGUUAAAUUGCCACCACUGAAUGACAGUUUGCUUAAACGAGAACAAACAUCAGAUGAAGAGGUACGACGUGAAUUUCCUGAAACUAAAAUAGAUAAUAUUAUGUCGAGUAGAAAAGAGGAUAAGGAGGAGGAAGAGGAGGAGAAGAAGCUUUCGCGAGAUUCCUCAAAAGACAGUGAGGAAGGCACUGAGCAAGAGGAUCAAAUCGAGGAUGGUGAGGAGGUAUUAAAGAAAUCUCAAUCGGAAAAUUCAGACAAAGACUCACCUCCAAAUGAAACAGAAAUCUCAUCAGAGAAAGUUGAAAUUAAACAAUCAACAUCGACAUCAAGUGAUCGGUAUGCUGCAUUAAGAGAAAUUAUGGAUACUACUGAACAAGUUUCCUUGGAUAUUGAAACAGAAUCUACUAAUUAUAUUACCUCACCAAUCAAGACUUCACCUAUUAAAAAAUCGUCUCGCAAAACUUCUCCAGUAAAAAUUUCACCUGCUAAAACAAAACCAUCUGCUGAAAUAGAUCUGAUGAGUUUAUUUUCUGACACACCACCUCAACUCCCACCAAAGAAUAAUAUCAAAAAAGAUACAAAGGCGGUGAUGGAUAUAUUCGAGGAAAUCAAAAUGUUGAAUGUUGAAACGCCAACUUCAGUUAAUAAAUCCAUGGCUGGAUUUGAAGAUGUUUUUUGUCCACUUUCAGAAUCAAAAUCAAUAAAGGAGGAGGUCAAGGAAGAGGAGAACUGGGCAAAAUUCGAUACAAAUGUCUUCCAUUCGGAAAAAUCUUAUGGAGAAAAUCAUGGUUCAGUUGGUGGCACAUCACCUUGGUCCCCAGAUGGUAAAGAAUUUUACAAGGAGCCACCAACAAGAACAGGAAUUCAGAGACAUUCAGGUGAAAGUGAUAAUGAGUGGAAAGAUGAAGAAGAGAGCGAGGAAAGUAAUGGAAGAUAUAAAGCAGAGGGUGUACCAUAUGGACGACCACCGUACGGAAUGAACUUUGAAGAACGUGCUUACUAUGAAGAGAAUAUGGAACCUGGUGACAAGGAUAGAAGUUUUCGAGAUAAAAUGGGAAAGAAGACAAGAGGAGUACCUUGGAGUAAACCAGGUCAUAGACUUCGCGAUCCAACACCUUGGCAUGAGGAUAGUCGUUGGGAGGAGGAAAGAAAAAGGCAUCUUCAUAGAAAAAUUCCCUAUAAGGAUGAAGAAGAAUAUAAAGCCUAUUGGAAGUGCAGACACAAACAAAGGCCUUGGAAUGGAGAUCGAGAAGGAUUCUGGCCACACGAUGAUCCAUAUUAUGAGGAGGAACGAAACAAGAGAAGACUGAUGUUAUGGAAUGAAGAAAGAGAUAGUAGAGAAAGAUUUAGUAGUCAAGAAAGUAUGGUUUACGAAGACGAGGAGAGAUGGUCGAGAAGGGAAUAUGAGAGAAGAAGAUGGGAAGCCGAUGGGACAUAUUGCAGUCGAAUGUACGGAAAACAUGAUCCACAUUAUGGCGGUAGAGAUGCCAGGCACUACGAUUAUCCGCCAGCGUGGGAGGAAGAUUAUGGUCCUGAACGAACAGAUGAUUCUCCUAGAUAUGCUUCUAGAAAGAGGCAUUGGCCUAAAAGACCAAACAGUGCAAACGACGGAAGAAACCAAGAAGUUUACUGUAGUGGACCACCGUUAUAUUCAAUGUCAAGGUCGGAAUGCAGUGACAACGAUUCUGAUCCAUAUCAUAGACCGCAUAGAUCAAGAAGUCGCGAUAGUUACUGGGGAAGUGACCAGGAAUUCGACAGUUGGGGCGAGAGACCUUAUUGGUCAGAGGGAACUGACGCGAAAAAUGAUUCAUUUCAUAAAAGAAGAAUGCCUAGGCGAACGAGAGUCCAAGCAAUUUUAUCGCAAAAUUCACCAUUUGAAGAUGACUUCACUCAACCAGGGGAACGUAAUGAACCUUCCGUGGAUUCAUUAAGCACUGAACCACGAACUCGCAUUGAAGUAGAAUUAAAAAAGUCUCCUAGUCCAAAAAAUAUCAAGGAACCCGGAAAAAGAGAAACUAGAUCUCACAAAAGUUCCAGCUACUUUGAAGAUGAUCUUACACCUACAGCAAGUGCUUCAAGUGAUGCUUCUGAUCGACCUAGACUUGGCUCAGAUCUUAAAGCAACUCCCGAAGAAUUACCUUCUGAUAUUAAAGAUCAGGAUACAUUUGUUAAUGAAGAGAGUAGUAGAGACAGUUUUUAUAACGGCGAUCAGCGUUUCGACGAUGACGCAUUUACAUUUCGCUCCGAGUUGGAAGAUCAAGUGUCAGAGAAGACUACGUUGAAGAACUCCAGGUCCAAUAAAUAUACUAGUAACAAAAUUAAAAGUGACCAAUAUAUCAAAAAGUCUGAAUCAGUCAACAUUUUCGCACGGGAAAACGAUCCAUUUGACGACGACGAAUUCUUUAACUGAUCCAAGGCCUCGAGUUCUAAAAAAAGAACUGGGUCUCCUCGCAUUACAUGGGAUCAGAGCACUUGCAUUUCUUAUUCGCGGCAAUCUCAAGGAACAUAAUUGUCACGAAUGUCGAUGUUUCUCCCAUUUCGAAAUGAAGAAUGGUAUUUUUAUAUCGGUCGAGCAUGUAGAAACACUUUCUGUUUUCCCUAGGCGUUUUAAAUGGUUAAUAAUUUUGAAUAUAGUUAUAACUGUACAGAAACCCAAGAGAACCUUCUCAAACGACUGAUGGGUUUUUCCAUUUUAUGUUGCAACAGAUAUUACGACUGUCUAAUUUGAAAAUAGUAAUUAAAAUUUACUAACACUAUUAAAUUAUUUUACGUAUAUUGUUGAACCAAUAUGACGAGAACUUCAUCACCAAAAACGCUGAAAUAAAUGAAGAUGUAAUUAGAAUACAUUUUUUUUUACUUAGAAUCAAUUUGGGACUAAUUAGAACUACAAUUCGGAAAAGUAUUUGUUACGUCUUUAAAGAAUUAAUGAUUAUAUAAAAGUAAAAUGUCUGUUUUUACAACCCCCAAUAGCAUAUCAUAUUCUGAGCAAUAAUGUGUCAAUAUUUCUGAGCAACAUUACCAAGCAAUAUUAUUUAAAAUUUGCCUGAAAUUAUUACAUCAAGUAAAUAUUGUAGCAAUAUGUUGUGAUAUUUGGGGCUAGAUUCAUCAAAAUAUAAAUCGAAUUGAUAAAAGGGUAUUUAGGUAUUUUAUAAUACAAUUGUAGUUGUUAAAUUAUUUACUUGUUUAUUAUUGAAAUUUUUAAAAUUAAAAAAACUAAUACCAAAUGUAGCUUAGUUAUAAGGUUGGAAAUUUUUUCACAACAAAGUUUGAUAAAAAUAUUAUUAACACUGUUUGGUAGAAAUAAUAAAAUUGGACAGUUGAUAAGUAUCUGCUGCAUUUAAUAGGCAAACGAAUGUUUUUAACUAUAAUUUUUUGUGCAAUUUAUUAUGGUUUUCUAAUAUAAGAGACUUCAAGGAAAAUUGGGGGCGUGUAUAAAAUUAAAAUUUGUAUGAAUAUGAUUGUUAUACCAUUAGUGAAGUUAACGUGUGCCCUGGACUGUUAUUGUGUGUGAUAAUGAUCGCUAAUUAUCAGUCUAAUAUAAUUUUUAUGUUAAAUGAGGUAAAUUAAUAGAUCUAUCGCUGUCAUUUUAGGAAAUUUUUCAAAAAAAAAACACUAAUAAAAUUGAAUGUCAUUCCUUACUGUUAAGACGUAACAAUUAAAAGACAGCGUGAGAUCUUAUGUUAGAAAAAAAUACGUUUUAUUAAUAAUUAAUAAAUAAAAUUUGUUGUUUUAAUAAACAAAACAUGUUUGCAUAGUUACAUUGUAAAUGGCAACUGUUUCUGUUUUUUUACCCUCGAAUAUUGGAUCAAAAUCCAAGAAAAGAAAAGAAAUCUAGUCAAUAAAUUCACGCUUCUCUUAAAUGUUGUAAUUUUUAAAUUAAAUAUUGACAAAUGACAAUAUUUACAUUGACUUCUAGUUGAUUUUAAGUUAAUUGAAUUCUGAAAAGUGACAGUACGAGGGUUAAUAACUCUAAUACAAUAAACGAUCAAUAAUUAAAUUACAAAAAUACUUUUUUAAAAAUAAUAAAUAUAGGAAAAAUGAAGUGUUAAAUUAUUUAUUUUCAAUAUCGCUCUAUAGAAGAAUUGUAUAAAUGUGUGCACUGUAACUAUAAAAAAAAAUUUAAAUAAUUCAUCAGGGAAACUCAAAACUUAGACGAAUUGUAGCUAAUAAACUGUUUAUUGUAUAAAAAUUUCCAACUCGUACUUCAUGAAGCAGAUUGUCUUGAUCGGUAACAAGAAGCAUAUCCAACAAUAAAGAUUUUAAAAAACCAAUUCAAA
Leptopilina boulardi is the source of this 7261-nucleotide messenger RNA. It is a transcript of the gene Dab, whose product is annotated as protein disabled. Lineage: Eukaryota; Metazoa; Arthropoda; Insecta; Hymenoptera; Figitidae. The transcript is spliced from 8 exons. Bases 412 to 5394 code for a protein of 1660 amino acids. The record is from RefSeq and is a predicted model, not a curated record.